AUGGUGGCGAAGAGCUUGGCGACGAAGGCUUCCAUGGCGGAGCAGUUCCUGCAAUCCUCCUUUGCUGCGAAAACCCUAGAUCCGAAGCAGGUUGUUCUCGUUGAAAAAUUACAAGAUAUUGAUGAAGAUGCAGCUGCUAUUGCAAAUCUCUUCAAAACACUGAGAAAGGAAGAUCCUUCCUUUCAUCACAUGAUGGAUAUUGAUGAGGACAUGACGUUGCACAACGUAAUGUGGGUUCAUCCACGUAGUAAAGCCGCUUACGAAGAAUUUCAUGACGUUGUUAGUUUUGAUACAACGUAUCUUGUGAACCGGUACCAUAUGCCAUUUGCAACUGUGGUGGGCAUUAAUCAUCAUCAUCAGUCUAUACUAUUAGGUUGUGCUCUUUUGACACAUGAGCAAUCUGAGUCGUUCAAGUGGUUUUUUAGCAAUUGGUUAGACGCCAUGGGAGGUGUGGCGCCUACAGCCAUUCUGACGGAUCAAUGCGAGAGCAUCAAGAAUGCUUUGAAAGAGUUGAUGCCGGAUACCAUCCAUCGUUUCUGUAUUUGGCAUAUUCUACACAAGUUGCCAGAUAAGUUCAAGGCAAUUAAGGAAUCUAACAAGGCGCAAACGGCUUUCAAAAACAUUGUAUAUGAUAGCUUGAGCAUUGGCAAAUUUGAAGGAAGGAGCACGUUGAAGGCUUUUGUUGAGCAAUACGAGAUUGCUAUUACAAAUAAAACGCAUAAAGAGUUGGAGGCUGAUUUCAAGUCAAAGUCUACACACAUCACACGGCGAACUCAAUUUGAAUGGGAGGACCAAUUCGGUCGUGUUUACACAAACAAUGUGUUCGAGUUAUUUCAGAAGGAAAUAGACAAGAUGGUAUGUUGCAAUUUGACUGUCGUCCAACGAUCCUUGGCAGACGUGCUCAACGAAAUUGAGAGGUAUGAAGUAAGAGAAAAUGAAAUUAUUGGCAAUUGCUAUCAUAAGGAGUACGUAUACAGGGUUGAGCAUCGCUCGAAGGGUGGUUAUUUUGAAUGUGAGUGCAAGAAGUUUAAGAGUAAGGUUUUUGAGAAGUCAGUAUUUUAUAUCCGGAUAAUGUGGGAUUUUAUAUCUGUAUUUGAGUAUGAGUAUUUGAAUAAUUUGAGAUAA
Messenger RNA from Salvia miltiorrhiza (redroot sage), 1125 nucleotides. Its product is annotated as protein FAR1-RELATED SEQUENCE 2-like. The transcript is spliced from 5 exons. The record is from RefSeq and is a predicted model, not a curated record. Lineage: Eukaryota; Viridiplantae; Streptophyta; Magnoliopsida; Lamiales; Lamiaceae. Gene Ontology annotation, biological process: regulation of DNA-templated transcription. The coding region runs from base 1 to 1125 and encodes 374 amino acids.